CUCAAUUCGAUUUCCCCAACGGCGCAGUCCAUUAAACCCCCUCGCACAGGGGAAGACUGCUUAUCCACCACAUUCCUUUGAGGAGAUUCUGCGCGACCCGAAUCUGCCAAGAAAGCGAACUUGCACAUGCGAUUUUAAGGGGAGGAAACGAUCAGUUGAGGACACCGAUAGCACAACGCAGCCAUGGGGCCAACGCGGUCGUUACGGAGAAGUCCGAUCACAGUGGUUAUUGGUGUGGUGUUGAUAAUAUUCAUCUUCUUCUUUCUGCUGUCGCCUUCGAGUUCAGAUUCUGCUUCUGCACAGGUUCGAAAAGCCAGCGCAGCAUCAAAUCCUCUAUCCCCCCCUACAUCACCCUUUCGAAAGCAGAAUGAGAAGGCAAAUGGCAAGCGGAUACCACCUCCAGUGGUGCAUUACCACAUGAACAACGUUACCAGCUCGAGCGAUCCGUUGGCAAACAAGGAGACGAUUCUCAUUCUAACGCCCCUGGCCAAGUUCUAUCAAGAAUACUGGGACAAUCUCCUCCGACUCGAUUAUCCACAUGAGCUAAUAACAUUGGCCUUCAUCAUCCCCAAGAAUCGAGAGGGAAACGCGGCGACUGCGGCAUUGCAAGAACAGAUCGCCAAAACACAAAAAUCAAGCCCAAUCACGCAACGUUUCGCUAGCAUCAUCAUUGAGCGACAAGAUUUCGAUCCUCCUCUUCAAUCGCAAUCCGAAACCGAGAGACACAAGAUGGAGAACCAGAAGGCUAGACGAGCAGCCAUGUCUCGAGCAAGGAAUUCGCUGCUAUUCACAACCCUUGGCCCGUCAACCUCAUGGGUUCUCUGGCUGGAUGCCGAUAUCAUUGAGACACCGCCAUCUCUGAUCCAGGAUCUUGCCGCACACGACAAGCCAAUUAUCGUACCCAAUUGCUUCCAAAAAUUUAUCGAUCCCAAGAGCAAGAAACCUGCCGAGCGCCCAUAUGACUUCAACAGCUGGCAGGAUAGCGAGACAGCACGAAAGUUGGGGGAGAAGAUGGGUGCUGAUGAUAUUUUGUUGGAGGGCUACGCAUCAAUGGCUACAUAUAGGACAUUAAUGGCAUACUUGGCAACAGACGGAGGAGACCCCAAGCAGGAGAUUCCUCUGGAUGGUGUUGGAGGUACGGCUUUGUUGGUCAAGGCUGAGGUUCAUCGAGAUGGGGCGAUGUUUCCCCCUUUCCCAUUCUAUCAUUUGAUUGAAACUGAAGGGUUUGCAAAGAUGGCGAAGAGAUUGGGAUGGGCGGCUACAGGAUUACCAAAUUACAAGGUAUGUUUGGCCUAGCAGAAUACUCUUCUUGCGGUGUGGUACUGACAAAAUAUCAUAGGUAUACCACUACAAUGAGUGAGAUGUCCGGCACAGUCCACUCUUACCUUCACGAUAGAUAUCGAACUCGCACAUCGAAGAUACGACCUGCAGCCAACGAGAACCCGAGGGUGGAAGAUGCAUCGCGGCUAGCACUCAAGCUGCUCUGUGUAGGCAGAACGAAGAACGCAGUGCUGGUAGGGCGAGCUACGCAUAUGAGAUGAGAACGAAGGAUCCUGUUUGUGUAAACGGCGUUAUUGUGGCAUAGCAUUAUGUACUUUUUCAACCAGCUGCGGUUAAGGCUGGACUAGGAAUGAGCUGUCAAAGACAGUUGAGGCAGGAGGGCUUGUGUGUAUACCAUAGAGACAAGCUUUUGUCAUUUCUUCAGGAUUGUUCGUUAUAUAAUGGCAUGAUGAUGCAGCGGA
This is a messenger RNA of Cadophora gregata, 1742 nucleotides long. It is a transcript of the gene MNN9, whose product is annotated as Golgi mannosyltransferase complex subunit. Gene Ontology annotation, cellular component: mannan polymerase complex. The transcript has a single exon. The record is from RefSeq and is a predicted model, not a curated record. NCBI's taxonomy places the organism in Eukaryota, Fungi, Ascomycota, Leotiomycetes, Helotiales, Ploettnerulaceae. Gene Ontology annotation, molecular function: alpha-1,6-mannosyltransferase activity. Bases 184 to 1296 code for a protein of 370 amino acids. Gene Ontology annotation, biological process: cell wall mannoprotein biosynthetic process; protein N-linked glycosylation.